This is a messenger RNA of Meriones unguiculatus (Mongolian gerbil), 897 nucleotides long. RefSeq names its product tRNA phosphotransferase 1 (gene Trpt1). The transcript has 8 exons. The record is from RefSeq and is a predicted model, not a curated record. Gene Ontology annotation, biological process: tRNA splicing, via endonucleolytic cleavage and ligation. Bases 113 to 862 code for a protein of 249 amino acids. Gene Ontology annotation, molecular function: tRNA 2'-phosphotransferase activity. NCBI's taxonomy places the organism in Eukaryota, Metazoa, Chordata, Mammalia, Rodentia, Muridae.
UCCGAGCUCGGAAUCUGGUCCUGACCCCUCGGGCCUCGUGGCUGCCAAUGUGACCUUGAGCAAGUCUCUCUCGCUGGGCCUCAAGUUUUCUUGUGGAAAUAGGGUUUUGGUCAUGAACGCCUCUGGAGGAAGGAGGCAGGAAGGCAGAAGGACUCACAGACCCCGGGAACAGGACCGAGACGUGCAGCUGUCGAAGGCUCUGUCCUAUGUCCUACGCCACGGGGCCUUGAAGCUGGGACUUCCCAUGCGAGCUGAUGGCUUCGUACCCCUGGGAGCCCUCCUGCAGCUGGCCCAGUUCCACAGCUUCUCAGCUGAGGAUGUGCAGCGCGUGGUGGAUACCAAUGGGAAGCAGCGCUUCACCCUGCAGCCAGGCGAGCCCGGCACUGGGCCGCUCAUCAGGGCAAAUCAAGGCCACUCCUUACAAGUACCCGAGUUGGAGCUGAUGCCCUUAGAGACACCACAAGCCCUGCCGUCGAUGCUAGUCCAUGGCACAUUCUGGAAGCAUUGGCCAUCUAUCCUACUGAAGGGCUUGUCACGCCAAGGAAGGACGCACAUCCACUUGGCCUCAGGAUUGCCUGGGGACUCUGGUGUCAUCAGUGGCAUGCGUCCAAAUUGUGAAGUGGCAGUGUUCAUUGACGGACCCCUAGCCCUGGCAGAUGGAAUCCCCUUCUUCCGCUCCGCCAAUGGGGUGAUCCUGACUCCAGGGAAUGCUGAAGGCUUCUUGCUUCCCAAGUACUUCAAGGAGGCCCUGCAGCUCCGACCUACCCGAAAGCCUCUCUCCUUAGCUGGUGAUAAGGAGACAGAGUAUCAAAGCGGCACCAAGCACAGCUCCAGAGGAGGAAGGAAAAAGAUCCAACAAUAAAAUAUUUACUUAUUUAUUUAAAAAAAAAUCUGGAC